AUGGGCAAGUGCUUCACCGUGAAUCCCUUCGCGAGGCUGGAGCUCACAGCGGAAGACCGAGCGCAGCUCGUCCAACUCGCGGACGAGCUAGUGCUCGCCAAGUUCGAGGAGUAUGAGGAACACUUGAACAACCAGAAGCAGGUGGACCUCAACCGGUGGAAGAAGUUCACCAAGUCCGGCCCGACGACGACGUACCUCGAGCGCAAGAACUCCAACCGGGACUCGAAGCUGCCCGCCCUCUUGAUGGUGGGCCCGUUGCCUGGCACUCUGGACGAGAACAUGUUCGGACUUGUGAGUCCGACGAUCGAGGCCAUGCGCAUCAAAACCUCCUACCUGAGCGACUUCAGUGGCGCGGCUGUACUUUCGACCAUCAUUGAGCCGACAGUGGAGGAACCGUUCCGCUCGGUGGUGAUCAAGUGGAUGGAGAUCGACAUCCCCGGAGCGUCCAUCGGACUCGUGCGCAACAGAGACUACGUGUACCUCGAGAGCUCCGGCAUUUUACGGCUCAAGAACGGCGAGCGCGUGGGUUACCACCUUUUCCACUCCGUCAGCUUCCCACAAGCUCACGAGCUACCGAACCGGGUUCGCGGCAACAUGUCGUUCUGUGGCAUGUCAAAGACAUCGUCUCUUGUAAUGCAGUCGACUUGGGCCUGGACUUCCACCGACCAAAACGCAUCUGCUCCGACUGUUUCUUCAGCAUCCGAUUCACAUCCUGCCUUCAGCAAUAGAUUUUUAAAUCUCGUUUAA
Phytophthora sojae is the source of this 747-nucleotide messenger RNA. RefSeq lists its product as hypothetical. The record is from RefSeq and is a predicted model, not a curated record. The coding region runs from base 1 to 747 and encodes 248 amino acids. NCBI's taxonomy places the organism in Eukaryota, Oomycota, Peronosporomycetes, Peronosporales, Peronosporaceae. The transcript has a single exon.